Molecule: messenger RNA, 3077 nt
Organism: Macrobrachium nipponense
Lineage: Eukaryota; Metazoa; Arthropoda; Malacostraca; Decapoda; Palaemonidae
Product: UV excision repair protein RAD23 homolog B-like
Exons: 10
Coding region: 111-1268 (385 amino acids)
Biological process (GO): nucleotide-excision repair; proteasome-mediated ubiquitin-dependent protein catabolic process
Cellular component (GO): nucleoplasm; cytosol
Molecular function (GO): proteasome binding; ubiquitin binding; polyubiquitin modification-dependent protein binding
Source: RefSeq, a predicted model, not a curated record
GCGGAGGUGACGUCACACAGCUGCUAAUGGCGGCGCUGGUGGUCUGUGGAUAGUCUCAUAUCAUUCACAAGUGGCGUAAAGGCUGUUACUAGCCGUAAUUAACUUUCAAAAUGGUGGUGCUCACGUUGAAGAACUUGCAACAGCAAACCUUCACAGUGGAAAUUGAGUUGUCGGCCACGGUAAAAGCUCUGAAAGAGAAGGUUGAAAAAGAGAAAGGUGGUGACUACCCAGCUGUAGGACAAAAACUUAUAUAUGCAGGGAAAAUUUUACAAGAUGAUACGACGUUAGAAUCCUAUAAUAUUGAUGACAAGAAGUUUUUAGUCAUCAUGGUUACAAAACCCAAACCUGUGCCGCCUCCCUCCACUCCUUCUGAUCCUACAGCCCCUGCCGAGUCAGAGGAAGCUUCCGCCUCAGCAACUGCAACCACACCAGCCACCACCAACACAUCACAGAGCACUAGUAAUCCACCUUCAGAGGCUGCUGCUGCUGGUGCUCCAACUGUUACUAGUAUAACGACGAGUAGUACAUCAACACCUUCAACACAGUCCGCACCAAGCUCACAGGCUGCCUCAGCGGGAAGUGUUGGAAGCGCAGAGUCUUUAUUAGUUAUGGGUGAAGAAUUUAACCGUAUGGUAGAAAACAUAAUGGAAAUGGGCUACGAGAGGUCUUUGGUGGAACGAGCACUGCGAGCUAGUUUUAACAAUCCUUACACAGCUGUCCAAUAUUUAGUUGAUGGCAUCCCUGCCAAUUUAGAAGAGCCAUCAGGAAACCCUCCUGCUGGUGGAGAUGGAGAGGAACAAGUUGCUGCAGAAGGGGAGCCUGAUCCUGAAGAGGACCCCCUCAGUUUCUUGCGGUCGCAGCCUCAGUUUGAACAGAUGCGACAGAUGAUUAGGUCAAAUCCUUCACUAUUGGAUGCGUUUCUUCAACAAAUAGGGCAAACUAAUCCCCAGUUACUACAAGUUAUACAACAAAAUCAAGAGGCCUUUGUUCGAAUGCUUAAUGAAGGUGGCAGCUUAGGAGGAAGUGGUGGAGGUAAUGGUGGCAACCAAGGCAGUGGUGGUACUGGUGGUGGUGGUACUGGUGGCACUGGUGGCAGAUCAGCAUCAGGCCAAAGUGCAAUUUUGGUUUCACCUCAGGAUAGAGAUGCUAUAGAAAGGUUGAAGGCCUUGGGGAACUUCCCAGAAGAUGUGGUCAUUCAGGCAUAUUUUGCUUGCGAGAAAAAUGAGAACCUUGCGGCAGAGUUUCUCUUCAGUCAGACAUGGGAUUAGGUUAAGUUCAGUUUUAUAGGAAAGUUGAUUUUUUUUAAUUUAAAAAUUUUGAAAACUUUCUUUUGUUAUUUAACUGCACAGCUGAGCUAUGGGUGGUAUUCCAGUGGCUUGUGUUAUUUCCAAAUUUUGAUGGAAAAUAAAGAUGUGCAUCUUUGCAACGUUUAAGUUGAUACUUGUUAGGUGACUUCGUGUCCAGUGAAGGCUUUUGUCCUCCACUUACUCUGUUAUGUGGUUGUCUGCUUCAAACACCCAUAAUUUGUACAUACUAUGUGAUAGAGCUAUCAAAGUGGAUGUGGUGAGUUGUUUAUUGCUCCUGAGGGGCAAAGAGUCGUGCCUUAGAAAAAAUGUGUUCUCUGGUGUAUAAUUAUGACAUCACGGCUGUUCCGUACAGCGGGCAAGGGUUUGUUAUAUACCCUCGUUUGUUGCGCCUGAGCUGUCGCAGAGGAUUUGUUCGGGAGAGCAGAUUUUUUCCAUGUUGCGACAUACUACCUAAAAGCUUGUCCUAAACGAAUAAACAAAACAAAAUGAUAUAGAAUAUAAAGAAGUGCAGUGGUCAGAAAGUGAAAACAUAUUUAUCUAGCUUUUUCUUGUCCAAUGUUUUUUCUCCAGUGUAAGGUGAAUUAUCAUAGGAGCUUGUUCAGUCCUUUACAGAUUUGAAAAAUAAUGGUCCACUCCAUUCUUUGGUGAAUUCAAGAUUGUUACUCAUGAAAAUGAUGUAUUUUUCAUUGCUAUUAAAUUUAAAUUUCUACCUUAUGUUACAUCAAUAGUGGAAAGAAUUGAAAAUUUCAGUACAAUUUGUAGGCUUCAAGGAAAUAGCCUGAACUGUCACUUUUGCUGAUCAUUUAAAAAGUUUUGCCAUCUGUCAUAAAUGCCAAACUAGACUAUUACUUGAAUACAUGGUGUAUGAAAAAGCAAUUUUUAUCAAGCUUCAGAGAAAAAUGAUGUUGCUCAAUUUCAUAAUGGUCUUUUAUUCUUUGAUUCUUUGUAUAAAGCUUACUAUUCAGUCGUGACUCCACCUGAUUGGAUAUAGGGUUAUAAUUAUGCAACUGCUGAGUUGUUACGAUAAUUCAUGACCUGUAGAUUUGAAAGUUCCUUUUAAAUUGCUUGAUUUUUUUAUUUCACUUAUAUCCAAUUUGAAAGUUUUGCAAACAUUAGCAGCACCCAUUAAAAUUUAAAUAUAUUUUAAAUCAUAUUUUGAUGAAUUCUUAGCUUUUGUGAAAAAUAGUUUGUUUGUGUCCCUUUUUCUUGAUAAUGGAAUGUUGCUUGAGGGAAAAAAGCAGUGUGUAUAACAUUGCUCUUUAGAAGAGCUAAUUUGAAGCAUCAAUUGGCCAUGCCAUAUGGGCAUGAUAUUUCAUAAAGAGAGGGAGAACAAGAGGGCUAGUAAUCUCCUUUUCUUAUGUGUAAGGCCUCGUCUGGGAUUUUACAAAGUGCUGGGGUUGUUUUUGAAGAGGUAGUUUUAUUUUAUAUUCUAUUUUUCUUUUAAAGACUGAGGUUGCAUAUCACAGUAAGGGGCAAGGAAAAGAUACUACACAAUUAACAGAUUUUGGCCUUAAAUUUUAAACACUUUCAACUCCAGUGUGGAGUGCGAUGGUGUGGCACUUUAGCUAUUCAUUAUCUUGGCUGUACUCACCUUCUGUAGAUGGUGUUGCUGUCUGCCCAAGUUAUUUAAAUUGUAACACCCAGAUAGAGUAAUUUGCCACCCGUGCUCUCCCUAGGCCUUACUUUAAUAGGGAAGCAUUUUGUAAAAAAAAAUAAAAAAAAAUUAUUGUUAAUAUUUCUGUGAGAAGAAUUACAACCAGCAGGUUACUU